UCUCCUCCCACCUCUCUCCUCCCACCUCUCUCUGUCUCUCUCUCUCUAGACCUGCUGCCUAUAUGUUCUCUUCUUUUGAGAGAAGGGAGGAAUAGCCGCAAGCCCUGCAGCGCAAAGGAAAGCACAGCCGCACAGCACAGCGGCGGUUUUCAAAAGAACCCGCCACCUCUCUGCCCUGCACCACAGCACCAGUGCACCGUCCCCUCAACCUCCUCCUCCCUCUCUCUCAUCUCGAAUUAAUUUCGCUGCGCCUGCCCCCAUCCGCCAUUUUUCUUGGGUGCCGUGCGAGCUCCAAGUACCACUGACUCCCUCCCAUCUCGCUUGCCUGUUCGUUUCCGUCUCCAGUUGGUGUAGUGUUGUUGUUUCAAUGCGAGACUGCGUCGGGAGGAGCUGUCCUCGACGAGCUUGAUUGCCCUUGAAAGCGAAGUUGUUGGUGCCGGCGAGGAGGAAGAAGGGAGAGGAUAUAUGGCUCCCAAGGAAGAGGCAGGGGAGGACGAGCGGCUGCUCAAGGAUCCUCCUGGUUCUUCAGAUAAGGAAGCCCAUGCUAUCUCUGUAGGAGAGGAUCAAGAGAACAUUAAGAGCAACCCUGAUGAAACGACCAAGGAGGAUUGUGAUAACGGUGGGUCCGUAAUCGAAGCCACUGUAUCGAGUGAAGAUCUCAAUGAUAGGCAUGAAAGUGACAGCAACAGCCAGUGUGCUGAAUCUAAUGGUGCUUGUAAACCAGUCCCAGAAAUGAGCUCCAAGAGCAUCAACGGUGAGUGCGCUAGUGAAGUGCCUGAAAUGAGAUCCAAGAGCAGUAAUGAUGACAACAGUGGGAGCACUGAUGAAAUGCCCACAAUUGGCACCAAGAGCAGUAGCGACGACAACAGCGAGUGUGCUGACCGGAGCUCUCCACGUGGCGUGCUCGAUAUGUCAGUAUCUGGCAGUGUGGACUCCGAUGACAGUGCUUCAGUUGAGCAGCCAGCAGAAUCAAACCACCAUAUGCAAUGGAGGAACCUGAUCAGCGGGCUAAUACUUCGGAGAAAGAAGUCCAUGGGUAGAGCAGUGACGUUCCCUCAGAGAUCCAAGAGCAGAGGGCUUAGAGGGUAUCUGGAAAGAAUGCGGAGUGGUAAGAACCAAAUGGACUGCAGUACCAUUGCUCCGGAGAUCCUUCCUGAGAUUGGGAAGUGGAGACCAUCAUGGCGAAGCUUUGACUAUGAAGAGCUUUGUGCUGCAACUGACAGAUUUAGUCCAGAAAAAUUGAUCGGCAAGGGAGGGCAUGCCGAGGUAUACAAAGGACAGCUUGCUGAUGGACAAUUUGUGGCAGUGAAGAGAUUAACAAAAGGUGGUAACAAAGAGGACAGAGUUAGCGACUUCUUGUCCGAGCUUGGAAUAAUAGCCCAUGUUAACCAUCCAAACGCCGCCCAGCUGUUGGGGUUCAGUGUGGAAGGGGGCUUGCACUUGGUUCUUCAGUUCUCACCUCAUGGAAGCCUAGCUUCUGUUCUGCAUGGUACAAAAGAAUCCCUCAAGUGGAAAGUCAGGUUCAACAUUGCUCUUGGAAUCGCUGAAGGAUUGCUUUACCUACAUGAAGGAUGCCAUCGCCGCAUAAUUCACAGAGACAUCAAGGCUUCUAAUAUCCUUUUAACUGAAGACUACCAACCUCAGAUAUCAGAUUUUGGGCUUGCAAAAUGGCUUCCUGACAAAUUGACCCAUCAUGUUGUAUAUCCCAUUGAAGGCACAUUUGGGUAUAUGGCCCCAGAAUACUUUAUGCAUGGGAUCAUAAAUGAGAAGACAGAUGUGUUUGCAUAUGGAGUUCUACUUCUUGAGUUAGUUACAGGGCGGAAAGCAGUGGACUCCUCCAGACAGAGCCUAGUAAUAUGGGCAAAACCGCUGCUUGACGCCAACAACAUCAAAGAGCUGGUGGAUCCUUCCCUCGGCAAUGAAUACGACCCCGAAGAGAUGGUGUACACCCUAGCAGUGGCAUCCUUGUGCAUUCACCACAGCUCAACCACACGUCCGAGUAUGAAAUCGGUGGUCUGUUUCUUGAAGGGAGACCGGAAGUCACUUGAGCUAGUGAGAAGGCCUAAAAUCGUAAAGCCCCUGAUGUUUGACUCAUGUGAUUCAGAAGAUUACACGCGCUCAAGCUACCUCAAUGAUCUUAACCGGCACAAGCAGCUUGCCUUGGAGCAGUGAACUUCAAAUUGAGAAAUUUGGACAGAUUCGCCGUAAUUUUGUACAUCAUUCACUAUCUAGCUACACUAUGAUCCUCCCGCUUUCCACAUAGGUUUUAAAGAUUGUAUGGAUUGAUGUGAGGGAUCAGUUAUCAUUCACUCCCUGGUUGCUGAUCUAUGCUGUAACUUUGCCCUGAGUUUUAGCGCAUGUUGCGGCCCUGUAAUCUGUAUCGCCAGGAUCGUAAUGUCAGGUGAUGCUGCCACUAGGGAACAGUCUACUAUUCCUGAAAUGGUGGUCGGCAGGUCAGAAAAAUCUUUGUGCUCCGAUCAUUUGCAGGAUUUCUCAUAUGUAUAAUGUCUCUGGUCAUGACAGAAUUGCAUGUUUCCAGUUUCAGUGAUUACAUAUAUGACUCAAA
Molecule: messenger RNA, 2566 nt
Organism: Panicum virgatum (switchgrass)
Lineage: Eukaryota; Viridiplantae; Streptophyta; Magnoliopsida; Poales; Poaceae
Product: receptor-like cytosolic serine/threonine-protein kinase RBK1
Exons: 9
Coding region: 466-2172 (568 amino acids)
Biological process (GO): protein phosphorylation
Molecular function (GO): ATP binding; protein kinase activity
Source: RefSeq, a predicted model, not a curated record